AUGAAGGAUAGCUCUGAGAGGAUGUAUUGCAAUAUUACGGAGAAGUUCACAAGUGCGGCGUCAGCGCUCGUCAUCGGUGAACUCGUCAAGGAUGAAUACUUCACAUUAUUCGAGGCCGUGGGGGCCCUGGAGGACAUAUGGCUUACAGGCGUUGCGGUCGUGCAGAUUAUGGAUUCCAAGAUGGAUAGCGGCUACCUCGCUCCUGGAGAGACACUAGACCAUAAUUACGAUGUGAUGAGAGCCCUACUUCCAGAGGAGGUUUUAGGGAUCAUGGACCAGCUCUUAUGCCAUGAGGUAUAUGCCAUCACCGAUGUGCUUUGCAUGGUUUUGCUCAAAGUAGCAUGGCAAAUGGGCCAUCCGCUCUCGCAGACACUAUUUACAUCAAUAUAUCUCGAUCGCUUGCUAUGGCCGGUCCCCAAGUCUCUCGAAGACGCAAGAUUCGACGACCGGGCUUCACCAGCUCCAGAAAAUGACGACAAUACCGGAGCAGGAGGCAUGGUUAAUAUUGUGCUGAGAGCGUACUGCCUCUCACUGAUCAAGUCAUGCAGCUAUGUUCAUGAGAGGAUCGCAUCGGAGUUUUAUUACGAGGAGGAAGAUUUUAGCACCCAGUUAUACGGCAGGAAGUUACUUCCCAGCGUCAAAGCUAAGGAAAUUAUAGUACUCCUUGAUAAUGCCACUGAAUGGCUGAAUAACGAAGCAAAACCUAUGGAGGAAACCGUUAAGCGCGCACUCCUCGAUCGGCUUGAAUUCCGGCGCCAUUUCCUGGAUUCCCUGGCUUUGGAUCUUGCUCUGGCACAGUCGCGGUCUACGAGAAGCUUACGUUCGACGUUGAACCAAAUAGAUCUUGUGCAGAAAUCUCUUUCAUUAGGGAAGCCUGUCGAAGAUGCCUUUAGCGAAAAGCUUCAGCGGCGACUCGCAAAAUUUAUUAUGGACCUUACAAUCCCGUAA
Molecule: messenger RNA, 948 nt
Organism: Arthroderma uncinatum
Lineage: Eukaryota; Fungi; Ascomycota; Eurotiomycetes; Onygenales; Arthrodermataceae
Exons: 6
Coding region: 1-948 (315 amino acids)
Biological process (GO): N-terminal peptidyl-methionine acetylation
Cellular component (GO): NatC complex
Source: RefSeq, a predicted model, not a curated record